UGCGUCCUGUAUCAGGUCCUUUACCUUCGUCAACUUCCUGUUGACAUCUCUGAUCAGGAAGUUCUUUCUCUGGCACACCCCUUUGGCUGAGUUACCAAACUCAUCACGCUGAGGACCAAAAGCCAGGCAUUUUUUUAGAGAUGGCGACAGAAGAAGCAGCCGUUACCAUGGUGAACUACUACGCCUCGGCUCCGCCCACCAUCAGGAACCAGCCGGUCUUCAUUCAGUACUCCACGCACCGGGAGCUCAAAACUGACAAUCUGACCAAUCAGAGGGCUCAGGUGGCGCUGCAGGCCAUCAGCGCAGCAGCAGUGCAUUCUGGGAACAUGUCUUCAGGAAAUGGGCGGGGCGUAGUUCCUGCUCAGAGUCCGGUUCUGAGAAUCAUCGUGGAGAACUUGUUUUAUCCAGUGACUCUGGAGGUUCUGCAGCAGAUCUUCAGUAAAUUCGGCUUUGUGUUGAAAAUCAUCACCUUCACCAGAAACAAUCAGUUUCAGGCUUUGCUGCAGUUUAGUGACGCCAUGCACGCUCAGCACGCCAAGGCUGCUCUGGAUGGUCAGAACAUCUACAACGGCUGCUGCACACUCCGGAUCGACUUCUCCAAACUGAGCGCGCUCAACGUCAAAUUCAACAACGACAAGAGCCGCGACUUUACCAGAACCGACCUGCCGAGUGGAGAGCUGGAGCCCGCAGCCGCCUUCGGUGUAGCCCUGCCGCCUUACGGAGCAGCAUCGUUCUCUCCCACCUUCCACCAACACACAGGUCUGCCUGUGGCAGCCGUCCCCAGCUCGUUGGCGUUUCCUCCUUGCAUGGCACUGCAGGUGGCGCCCCCUGCCAUCCACUCGGUGCUGCUGGUGUCCAACCUGAACUCAGAGAAAGUCUCUCCUCACUCCCUCUUCAUCCUGUUCGGUGUUUACGGGGAUGUUCAGAGAGUGAAAAUCCUCUUCAAUAAGAAAGAAAAUGCUCUGGUUCAGAUGAGCGAUGCGACUCAGGCCCAGCUCGCCAUGGGUCACCUGAACAGCCAGCGUCUCCAUGGUAAUGUGAUUCGGGUGACUCUGUCCAAACAUCCUGUGGUGCAGCUGCCUCACGAGGGGGCGGGGCAAGAGGAGCAGGUGCUGACUCAGGACUUUUCCGGCUCCGCACUCCACCGCUUCAAAAAACCCGGAUCCAAAAACUUCAACAAUAUUUUCCCUCCAUCUGCGACACUGCACCUGUCCAACAUCCCCACUUCCAUCUGUGAGGACACACUGAAGGACUUAUUCUCCUCCAGAGGAUUCACCUUCAAAGCCUUCAAGUUUUUCCAGAAGGACAGGAAGAUGGCUCUGAUGCAGCUGGCGUCUGUGGAGGAGGCUAUUGAGGCUCUGAUUGAGCUGCACGACCACCAACUGGACCACAACCAGCACCUCCGUGUCUCCUUCUCCAAGUCCACCAUCUGACAGCCGCCCCCUUGGAGCUCGGCAGCCAAUCAGAGCGCGGGACCUCUCGAUUGGCCCUCGGCAGCAACAGACAGACCAAUGGAGAUCAAAACUCUGUGCCUGCAAGCCGCCUGGCAUGGACCACAACUCGUCAUGGUUACAGAGCACAUUCCAGAUCAGGGCAGCAGAGCAUUGUGGGUAACGGAGUCCAACAAAGAGCUGGAGUGAGUGUGAAGCUUCUGUGUUUAAAUGUUUACUUUAUGUGUAUCAGAAAAAGAGUCAUCAGGAAAACAGAACCUGCCUUUUACCAGAACUGCUCUUAGUGCAAAUGUUUCCAAAUAUUUGUACAAAGUUUUAUCUUUAUGUUUUUAUGUUUCAUUAAACGGGCAGAGGCCUCCAUGUUUAACUGCCCCCCUCUUAAUGCUGUUAUUGAUGGUAUCAAUAGUCUGUGAAUAGCAAGCGGCCAUCAGGGCACUAACGAUCAGUCGUUAGGC
Messenger RNA from Nematolebias whitei (Rio pearlfish), 1906 nucleotides. RefSeq names its product polypyrimidine tract-binding protein 3. The transcript is spliced from 12 exons. Gene Ontology annotation, cellular component: nucleus. Gene Ontology annotation, biological process: mRNA processing; regulation of RNA splicing. Gene Ontology annotation, molecular function: mRNA binding. The coding region runs from base 141 to 1433 and encodes 430 amino acids. Lineage: Eukaryota; Metazoa; Chordata; Actinopteri; Cyprinodontiformes; Rivulidae. The record is from RefSeq and is a predicted model, not a curated record.